Molecule: messenger RNA, 5289 nt
Organism: Arachis duranensis
Lineage: Eukaryota; Viridiplantae; Streptophyta; Magnoliopsida; Fabales; Fabaceae
Molecular function (GO): protein binding
Source: RefSeq, a predicted model, not a curated record
UGUUUGUGAUGUUACACACCCAAACCCUCACCCCUCUUCUCUCUUUCUCUUUCUCGUUCAGACUCUCUCCUCUUGUGUUCUCUAUCUAUCUAAUCUUAUACCCUGCAAUUAGCAAACCCUACACACCUGUCUCUCUCUGAAUCUCGGAACCCUAGCUCCUCCCAUUCCCUUCGCCCUUCGCCUUCCAAACCACUCCUCACAAUCUUCUUCAUCUUCUUCUUAAUCUUCAUCUUCGUCUUCAUACUCUUCUUCUCUUUCUCGUUCUUCUUCCGUUCUUUCUGGAUCUCUCUGUUCACCUUCGAAUUCCACCAAUUUCGAGCUCCACCAAACAUGGGCGACGGCAAGGUCAAUCUCCCCGACGAUCUCUUCUCCUCCAAGCCCUCCGAUUCCAAAGAUGAAGCAUCCGCAGUACAUGGCACGGAGAAAGGGAUUGCUGGGCUACUUGAUGAUUCGAAAGAUCAAGUUUCAUCGGACAGCAGCAUCCCAUUAUCCCCGCAGUGGCUUUAUUCCAAACCUGUUGACUCAAAAGCAACUGCCAACCCAGUGGGGGCGAACCCCACUGAUCCCAUACUGAAAGAUAGUUGGCGUUUGGAGGGUUCUCAAGACAAGAAAGAUUGGAGGAGGACUGCUCCAGAUGUUGACAUAAGUCGUCGCUGGCGUGAGGAGGAGAGAGAAACAAGCUACGUCAACCUCAGAGAACCGAUCCUUGCCUGCUGAUCGCUGGCAUGAUGGCCGUGGUUCUGGUCAUGACUCUCGGAGAGAGAACAAGUGGUCAUCAAGAUGGGGUCCUGAAGACAAAGAAAAGGAUUCUCGAAUUGAGAAAAGGAAUGAUGUUGAGAAGGAAGAUGGUCAUGCAGAGAAACAGUCUUCUGGUGUUAGCAAUCGACAAGGGUCUGAUCGUGACACAGAUUCUCGUGAUAAAUGGAGACCACGUCAUCGAUUGGAAGCUCAAGCAGCUGGUGUGGCCACAUACCGUGCUGCACCUGGAUUUGGGAUGGAUAAAGGACGUACAGAGGGAACAAAUGUGCGAUUUUCACCUGGAAGAGGAAGGGCAAAUAUAAAUGGAAAUCUGCAAAUUGGAAGGCCUCCCUUGGGAUCUAGUGUGGGCUCUGCACUUGUGGAUAAGAAUAGAACUAUACUGGGGAAGUCUAGCCUUGGUGUCGAGUCCUAUUACUAUCCCAGGGGUAAGAUUCUUGACAUAUAUCGCAAGCAAAAGAUUGAUCCAACUUUUGACAGUAUGCCUCCUGAGUUGGAGCAUACUUCACCCAUAACUCAACUGGAUUCUGUAGAGCCAUUAGCAUUUGUUGCUCCUGCUGCUGAAGAAGAGGCUGUCCUUAAGGAUAUAUGGAAUGGAAAAAUUACUAGUAGUGAAGUUUCGGGAUACUCAUUUAGAGGAAAGGAUGGAGGGUUGAAUGAUGAUAUUUCAGGUCCUGGUACAGCCUUAAGUGAAAGAAAACAAACUUUAAUUGACGGUGGUGGAAAGGUUAUCUCGGGAAUUGAAAUCUCAAAUGAUUCUGAUCAAAUUGCUGGUUCAUCUAGAAAUGCAGUUAAUGAUGUUGCAACUUUCCAACUAGGCAAGCAGAAACAUAUGUCAUCAGCUGUUGUGCAUGGGAGAGUGGAGAAUUCUGACAACAAUAACAGGGAGGGAAGUAUCACCAUAAACAAAGUUGUUGAAUCAGAAACCUUCGAUGGCGAUAAGGGGCAUACCAAUCAUGGUGUUGAUUCAUUUUCUACAUCAGAACUCAAUAAUAACCUGCCUGAUGCAUUUGGAUUUUCGCCUCUUGAGCAAAAUCCAAGUAUUAAUCAACAGGACCUGAAAUUUAAUGAGAAUGCAUAUUCUUAUGAAAUUGCUGCUGUUCCUGAGGAGUUAAGUUUGUGCUAUCUGGACCCUCAAGGGGCAAUUCAAGGACCAUUUCUUGGGAUUGAUAUAAUUUUGUGGUUUGAACAAGGGUUUUUUGGGUUGGACCUACCAGUUCGCUUGUCAGAUGCACCUGAAGGUUCACCUUUUCAAGAACUUGGUGAUGUCAUGCCUCACCUGAAAGGAAAAUCAGGAUUCAGUUCUGGUACGAACCUGGUGGCUCAAUCAGAAUCAUCAGAUGCCAUUCAAAGGAACCUAAAAGUAGAUGUGCCUAAUUUUGACUUCAAUGGGUCAGCUGUUAAUGAUGAUCAACUUUGGUCUUUAUCCCGUCCGGAUGUUAGCGCGUGUGUUGGUGUUCAGUCUCAAAUACGUAGUCAAAAUUAUCGCUCUGAGGUCCAAUUUUCUGACGAUCAGGCGUUCAGUAAUAUUGUUGCGCCAGAGGAGGAUAUGUCAUUAUCUAAAUUUGCUGGAAGCAGCAAUGACAACCCUUUGAUGAGGCCUGUGGAUGUUGCUUCUUCAUAUCCUCAUCCUAACAAACCUGUCAACAAUGAUGUUUUGGGGAGUGAUGCUCAUAAUGAGUCUGAUAAGUUGCAUCCAUUUGGUUUAUUGAUGUCUGAACUCAGAGAUGGUACUCAUUUAAGGCGUGCACAAUCUUCCAAUAGUUCUUUGAGAUUGGGCGAUCAGGGUCACUUUGUAGAUCCAUUAAUUGAUCGGGAUGCUCCUUUUGCUGAUCAAAGCUCUAUUGGGGGAAUGAUUAAUCAGUCAUCUCUCCGGGAUACAUGGCCUGAUGAAUAUGGGAUGAAUAGGCCUUUUAACCCUAAUAUGCAUGUAGGUUCAUUGGAAGACCAGUUCAUGUCCCAUAUGGGGCAACACUUUAAUAAUUUUGAUGCACCUGAGCGGAUGAUACUGCAGAAGCUGCAGAAGGAACGCUUGCAGCAGCAGGCUACUGUAUCUAAUCAUUUUCCUGCACAUCUUACUGGGUCUGAUUUAGAGAGAUUUCCAGGUUUUCCUCACACUCAAAGCAAAAACCCCAAUAUCCAGCAAAUGAUGCAGAACUCGGGGUCAGAUUUUGAACGUCUUCUGGAACUUCAGAUCCAGCAACGCCAACUUGAGCUUCAACAGCAACAAGAUAUGCAUCAUCAACAAUUGCUUCAACAGCAUAUGAAGCUACAACCCCAGCAACAGGCCCAAGUUCAGCAAAUGCUGCUUGAACAGCUUUUGCAUCAACAAAUCUCUGAUCCCAAUUUUGGGCAGUCAAAGCAUGAUCUUUCUAGGGAUAACAUGAUGGAUCAGGUACAAUUGAGGAGAUUUCUGAAUGACAUGCAGCAGAAUUCACAUUCUUUAAGACACAUUGAUCCAUCAGUGGAACAGAUUAUCCAAGCAAAUAUGGGCCUCAAUACUGUCCAAGGGAGGCAAGCUGAUUUAUCAGACCUUUUGUUGCAAGCGAGGCAUGGGAGUAUCAUGCCUUCUGAGCAACAGCUUCAUUUUCAGCAAGAUCAGCUGCAGGCACAGCACCAGAUGUCAAUGGCUCUUAGACAGCAGCUAGGAUUGGAAGGGGAAAGACAUUUUGGUAGGUCUUGGUCAAUCAAUGAAACAGGGCAGUUGGUAAGAAAUCCACCAACCCAUCAACUUGAUACUAAUCCAAUGAUGUUUGAGAGGUCUGCACCUAUUUCUGUCCAUGGAAGGGAGUUACAAGAUCGUCGUCGUUAUAUGCACCCAACUGAUCCACUGGGUUCUUUAUCUUCUCACCACCUACAAUCAUCUGAUGAUAUUUAUGGUCAUCACUCAGAUGCAUUCAAGAGUUCCCUCUCUGGCAACAAUGGACAUGUUGAGAACAGCUGGAUUGACCCACGGAUGCAGCUGCAACACCUUGAAGCUAUGAGGCAGAGGAGGGAGUUAGGGGAUACCAUUGUAUCAACAGAUUUGAACAUUUCUGCAUCUGUGGGAGCUCAUGAAGAGAGUUCAGCACAUGGUUAUAUGGACAUACUUAAUCAAAAACUGGGCCUUCAUUCUGCCCAACCUUCAACUGUUGAUAAGUGGCAUCCUCUUUCAUCAAUAAGUCAUGAAAAAUCUUGGCAAGUAUCUGAGGCUGGCUCAAUAAUUCAUCCUUUUGAGAUUCCACCUGAUCAGCAAGUCCAUAUUAAUGAUCCAUUUUUAGAAAUGGCUUCGAGUGCUAAAUCCAAUUCCCUACUGAAUGAUCAUUUAGCCAACAUGCACAUUACUGAGCAAUACAAUAAUAUAGGGAAUACUGAGAGAAUGCCUCUUCGGUCUAGAUCUGGAUCAUUACUGGAAGAGCAAUCUCUGUUAUCUGGUAAUAAGGAUACUUUAAAUCCCAAUUACAGAAUUCCUCUCAUGAUGGGUAAAUCUAUGGAAAAAGAUUUACUUGAGUUGGAGACAAAUAAGGGGCAGAGGCAUGAAUUUGUAGGUGGCACAAUGAGCAAGUCUAUUCCUGGGAUGUUAGACUUGUCCGAUCAAGUGGAGAGUACGAUGAAUUCCAUGGAACUGCCUGUUAUGGCCCAUAGUAGACAUAGCUCACUAAGCAGUGCAGGAGGUGACGGGGGCUCAUUUGGUCGUGAUAUGGGUUUGAAUAACUCACGUGCAGAUGAGGUUUCUAGUGACAGAAUCGCUAGUUCAACGAAACAGUUUGAUAAUGCUUUCCAUAAGCGACCCCAUGUAUCUCGUGUUUUAUCCUCCCCUGAUGUUCAGUCAGACCAACCAACUGGAUCCCAUACUAACCCGAACAAUAUAAUGAAUGCUGCAUCUGGUGAAGGACGACGAGAACCAUCUGGAAAUUCGUCAAUGAGUAGCAUGAUGGAUGCUCAGGCUUCUGCAAAGAAAGAAGUUCGAUUUAGAACUUCUUCCUUCAGUGAAGGUGCUGUGGCGGAAACAUCUUUUAUAGACAUGCUUAAAAAGCCUGUUCUUCCUGAGGUGGAUGCACAUGCAGCCAGUGGAGGUGCCACCGAGCCAUCUGAUGGUGGGUUCCAGGCAGCGCGAAGCGGCAAGAAGAAAGGAAAGAAAGGGAAGCAGAUUGAUCCUUCUCUACUUGGUUUCAAGGUCUCCAGCAACCGGAUCAUGAUGGGUGAGAUUCAACGCCCUGAUGAUUGAUACUUUAUUGCUUGCAGAUGUAGAUUAGUUUGUAAAUUUUUUCAAUUCUAUUUUCUUCGAAAUAGUUUUUCCUUUCUUUUUUUAUUUGGGAGGGGUUUUUAGGGUUUUAUGGUGUACAGGCCGUUAUAUAGCAUAGCUAUAAUAUUCAAUACAUCUGUUUUUACGAUAGGUGCAAUAGAUAUUUGUAUUUGAAAUCCCGUUUGGCGAUGACUAGUGUGUACAGUCUGAUGAGUGUAUAUUCGAGGAAGCUAUGCAUUCUCGUAUGACGGAUGGUUCAGCGAUUUUUGCGGGACAGUAGAAUUAAUGACAACUAAUUACUUUCUUAA